This is a messenger RNA of Ilyonectria robusta, 735 nucleotides long. RefSeq lists its product as uncharacterized. The coding region runs from base 1 to 735 and encodes 244 amino acids. Gene Ontology annotation, molecular function: FMN binding; pyridoxamine phosphate oxidase activity. The transcript has 2 exons. The record is from RefSeq and is a predicted model, not a curated record. Gene Ontology annotation, biological process: pyridoxine biosynthetic process. Lineage: Eukaryota; Fungi; Ascomycota; Sordariomycetes; Hypocreales; Nectriaceae.
AUGGCUCUACACCCGCCUCCUGAGACUUCCAAGCUCAUUUUCGCCCCCGCGGGCUCCAACACCAACGGGCAGGCCGAUCAAUUCACAAAGGGCACGCUCGUCCGCGGCGACCUUGACGCCUCGCCCAUCACGCAGUACCACGCCUGGUUCUCGCAAGCCCACAAGCCCGGCUCGGGCGUCGCGCACCCGGAGGCUUGCACGCUGUCCACGGCGUCGCUGCCGUCGGGCCGCAUCUCGUCGCGCACCGUCUACCUCAAGGAGCUGGACGCCCGGGGCUUCGUCGUCUACACCAACCUGGGCACCUCGCGCAAGGCCGCCGACAUCGCCUCCAACCCGCGCGCCGCCCUGCUCUUCUUCUGGGAGGCCCUGCAGCGCCAGGUCCACGUCGAGGGCCGCGUCGAGCGCCUGACCCGUGAGGAGAGCCAGACGUACUACUCGACGCGCGCACGCGGCAGCCGCAUCGGCGCCUGGGCGAGCCGCCAGAGCCAGGUGCUGCAGCCGCAGGGAGCCGACGGCGACGACGGCCGCGCGCAGCUCGAGGGCUGGGUGCGCGAGGUCGAGGAGCGCUUCGACGGGACCGACGAGAUCCCCGUGCCUGAGUUCUGGGGCGGGUUGAGGAUUGUGCCCGACCGCAUCGAGUUCUGGCAGGGGAGGGAGAGCAGGCUUCACGAUCGGUUUGUGUAUGAGAGGGAGGGCGAGGGUGAUGAGUGGAAGACGCAGCGCUUGAGCCCGUGA